Messenger RNA from Zingiber officinale, 2336 nucleotides. RefSeq names its product histidinol dehydrogenase, chloroplastic. The record is from RefSeq and is a predicted model, not a curated record. Gene Ontology annotation, biological process: L-histidine biosynthetic process. Gene Ontology annotation, cellular component: chloroplast stroma; cytoplasm. NCBI's taxonomy places the organism in Eukaryota, Viridiplantae, Streptophyta, Magnoliopsida, Zingiberales, Zingiberaceae. The transcript has 16 exons. Bases 703 to 2160 code for a protein of 485 amino acids. Gene Ontology annotation, molecular function: NAD binding; histidinol dehydrogenase activity; metal ion binding.
UCGCACUCUUCUUAUCCCCACAGAACUUGGCCCGGACUUAACCCUCACUGCCGCACACCGCAAGCACUAAGCCAGUAAACCUUCGUCUUCCCUGCGACGAACUCAGACCGGCACGCGCACGGAACCCUCCUGGUCUGACCGCUGCCUCCUUCCCGUGGCCCGUGGGUUGUGAUCUCAGCCUUCAAAACCUUCAGUUCUAUCACUCCUUUUCCUGUGAAUUGCGAUCUCUGCCUCCCUUUUAUCGUCCGCUCGGUCGCCCCGUCUCCCCGAAACCCUAGCCUUCCUAGGCUCCUCUGCUAGGCGUCUAUCCUUUUGUGAUCUCAAACCAGCAAAGUUUCCGAUAUAUCUCAAGUUCUCCCCGGACUCCCCUCUUUUGCACCGCACCCUCUCAAAUUUUGUUUAGGUAUCCGGAGCCUGCUGCGCUACCAGUCCCUACCUCAAAUUCAGCUGGAGAAGAUCACAGAACGCCUACAUUACCUCCUCCUCGCGUAUAUAUGGGUGCUGGGAUAAUUGCUUAGAUGAUAUUCCUUCAUUGACCUCUACGCGAGACUAGAAUAUUUAUACUAAUAUUCAAUUCAAAACUUGAACUUCCUAUCUUUCACCCUCUCAAAUUUUCUUUAUAUAUAUCUGGAGCCCGCUGUGCUACCACUCCCCACCUCAAAUUCAUCUCGAAAAGAUCACGAAUUAGGACAAAGGUGUCUAAUGGAGAGUAAAAUUUUAUCUUUGUCAAGGAAUAAUCAAUUUCUUGGAACUCCUAUCCUUCACCAGUUCCUGCAACCUUCUCUUAGCUACUUGAAGUAUAACCUUUGCUCUUUGCCAAAAGGAUUUAAAGCUACAAUUACUAAGUGUGCGAUGAAAUCUUAUAAGCUUUCUGAUCUUGCACACAAUGAGGUUAAAUCUCUCAAAGCUCGUCCGCGUAUUGAUUUUUCAUCGAUUUUCAGCGUAGUUGAACCAAUUGUGGAUGAUGUACGAUGCAGAGGAGAUGCUUCUGUAAUAGAUUAUACUGCAAGAUUCGACAAAGUUGUACUUGAUAAAGUUGUUGAGCUUGUUUCUGAUCUUCCAGAUCCCGAGCUUGAUCCUGCAGUAAGAGAAGCGUUUGAUGUGGCCUAUGACAAUAUUUACGCAUUUCAUGCUGCUCAAAAGAUUCCUGAGAAGGAGAUUGAGAAUAUGAAAGGGGUGAGGUGCAAAAGAAUAACACGGUGCAUUGCAUCUGUUGGCCUUUAUGUUCCAGGGGGUACUGCAGUCUUACCCUCAACUGCUUUGAUGCUCUCAGUGCCUGCACAGAUUGCUGGGUGCAAAACCAUUGUUCUGGCAACUCCGCCUGGUCGUGAUGGUAGUAUUUGCAAGGAAGUAUUAUAUUGUGCAAAGAAAGCUGGCGUCACCCACAUUCUAAAAGCUGGGGGAGCUCAGGCGAUCUCAGCAAUGGCUUGGGGAACAUCAUCUUGCCCAAAGGUUGAAAAAAUUUUUGGGCCAGGAAAUCAAUAUGUUACUGCUGCAAAAAUGAUUCUUCAAAAUAGUGAAGCCAUGGUUUCCAUUGAUAUGCCUGCUGGCCCUUCAGAGGUGCUGGUCAUCGCCGACAGGCAUGCCAAUCCAGUUCAUAUAGCUGCAGAUCUACUCUCUCAGGCAGAACAUGGUCCUGACAGUCAGGUAGUUCUUGUCAUUGCUGGAGAUGGUGUCAAUGUUGAUGCAAUUUUAGCUGAAGUGAGCAAACAAUGUGAUAGCCUUCCUAGGGGAGAAUUUGCUUCAAAAGCACUUAGUCAUAGUUUUGUUGUAUUUGCCAGAGACAUGGUUGAGGCAAUUUCCUUCUCAAACAUGUAUGCUCCUGAGCAUUUGAUCAUCAACGUUGAGGAUGCCGAAAGGUGGGAGGGCUUGAUUGAGAAUGCAGGUUCAGUCUUUUUAGGACAGUGGACACCCGAAAGUGUUGGCGACUAUGCAAGCGGAACCAACCAUGUCCUUCCAACUUAUGGGUAUGCAAGAAUGUACAGUGGUGUAUCGUUAAACUCAUUUCUCAAAUACAUAACUGUGCAGUCCCUGACUGAGGAAGGACUCAGAAAGCUUGGACCCUAUGUAGCCACUAUGGCAGAAGUUGAAGGACUAGAGGCUCACAAGAGGGCCGUCACCCUUAGGCUUCAGGACAUUGAAGCCCCUUUGCCUGCUUAGCUCAAACAGUGUCAGUUCGAAUGUUUCAGAAACUGUUUAACUUCUUUUUUUUUUCCUUUCCAUUUGAGUAGCUUGAGUUUGCUACAUAAUAAUCAGAUAAGUUAUUUGCCCAUGAUAAUAUGAUAUUGGAAAACAAAGUGUGUAUUUUUGAAACUUUCACCUGGCAUCUUUCGUAC